Vigna umbellata (rice bean) is the source of this 698-nucleotide messenger RNA. Its product is annotated as VQ motif-containing protein 25-like. Gene Ontology annotation, cellular component: nucleus. The record is from RefSeq and is a predicted model, not a curated record. Lineage: Eukaryota; Viridiplantae; Streptophyta; Magnoliopsida; Fabales; Fabaceae.
CACAGUUUCAUCACUCUUCUUCACAUUCAGAAUCAACCAAAAAAAACACUAAAGACACUUCAACGUUCUACAGUGUUACCAAGAAGAGAUGACAAAGCUAGAAACUUCUUCACUAUCCUCAAAGCUGAGAAUUAACAGAGAUUCACGUGCAAUAUCAAAGUUUAAGUCAGAGAUUAGGAUAGUUCAUGUGUUUGCUCCUGAAAUAAUUGAAACUGAUGCUGCUAAUUUCCAGAGAGUUAGUUCAAAGAAGACUCACAGAAAGCCAGAAGAAGGGAGCGCUGGAAGCAAGUCCAAAACCGCACCAACCGAAGAUGCUAUUGCUAUGGAUUCAGACCCGAAGGAGGCUUUGAUCAUUCGAGAUGAAGAGGAGUUUCUGAGUCUGCAAAAUGGGGUAAGGGUGAAAGAUGAACACGAAGAGGAAGAAGGUCAGAAUGGGUCCCUAUGGGAAUCAAGUUUUUUUUUCAGUGGGUUUUUCUUUUGAUGGGUUUCCUCAGAAUUUGAAUUCUUUGAUGAAAGAGUUAAGCACGGCCGCGCCUGAAGUGAAGCAAGUUCGAGACAUUUUUUUAAUGUGUUGUUGGUCGUUUUGUGUGUAUCUUGUUGAUUUUUGUGGAUACUUAUCAUGAAAUGAAUAGCUGAUGAACUGAUGUUUCAUAAUUGUAGAUUGAGUAUUGACAAUUUACCUUGUUUCUGAUAUUUUG